UAGUCAAGUUUGGAUAUGUCUGCGAAGUUGCUGCAUUCGUUGGCAGAUGAAAACCCCGAUUUGCAGAAGCAAAUCGGCUGCAUGACCGGUGUGUUCCAGAUCUUCGAUCGGCAUCAAAUGGUUACCGCCAAGCGCCUGAGCAAUCGGAAGCUUCCUGCUGCAGGGCAUUCCCGGUUUAACAAUGGAUUCCUAGAAGGUGAUUUGAAUAAUGCAUGCCAAAGGCACACUGCAAUUGAAACAAAUACGCACAGAACUGUGUAUGAGAAACAAAGACCCUCCACGGAGUCUUCGAGAGCAUCGUUUUCGUCGUCAUGUUCGUCUUCCAUGUCAUCACUGGAUUGUAACAAGAUAGCUCACCAAGAGGCCUCUUCCUUUGAUAGAAUCCUUUUUCCCGAAACUCCGUCUAGGGAUACCGUGAUGAACCAACCGAGUACUUCUCCACGUUUAGGCUCACAAUUUGUUGACCUUCAAGAUGUGGUCAAGGACUCGAUGUACCGAGAAGCUAAAGGGCUAUCGGUUAAAACGAUGACCAAAGAGGAAGUAUUGGGCAGUUCCGUGAAGCAUAGAGAUUCACCGAGGCCAUUUCCCCUUCGGAAUUCGAUGAACGGAUCUUAUGGGGUCGGGAUCAACGGAAAGCAAAAUUUGUCUGCUGAUCUGAAGGAAUCUCUUCGAGUUUUUGCAAAACUUCAGGAAGCACCUUGGUACUAUAACAAUGAAGCUAGACAACUUCAAAGAUCAUCAUGUGAGGGAAAAGGCUCGUGGAAUUCAAUCUCUAGGGACGCACCUCGAUUUUCUUACGAUGGGAGGGAGACUAAUAGUUUAUCUUUUGAAUCAUGGGACAAUUUCAAAUGUACACCGAAGCUUAAAGAGCAGCCGAGACUUUCUUUGGAUAGUAGAGAAAGGUCGAUGAAGGGUUCGAUGUACCUUGCUAAAAGUUUCCAUAAUAUUGAUCACUCGAACACAAGAGUUACCAAUCCACUAAAAUCUCCAGGAACCCAGACACGCCCUUCGAAUAUCGUAGCCAAGCUGAUGGGCUUGGGACCAUUGCCGGAUUCUUCCUCCGCUGGUGAUGCACAUAUAAGUGUGGUGAAAACCGGUAGUGUUGAGGAUAACAAUCCUUUCUUUCAGCCUCUUAGAUCAAAUGAUCCAAGCAGGCCAAGCCAAACUUCUAACAGGGCGAGAAGCUCGAUGAAAGAUCCUACUUCACCUAGGUGGAAAAAUCCCGUUAUGCCCAUGAAGCCUAUUUCCAGUUCAAGGUUCCCUAUUGAGCCAGCACCAUGGAAACAUGCGGAUGGAACUCAAGGUUCUCAGGGACAACCUCUUAAACAUGUAAAACUUCCGUCCCAGACUCUGAAUUCUUCCCCUUCGGUUUAUAGUGAGAUCGAGAAAAGACUGAAAGAUCUAGAGUUCAAACAAUCUGGAAAGGAUCUCAGAGCUCUUAAACAGAUACUUGAAGCAAUGCAAGCAAAGGAGUUCCUCGAGACCGAGAAAGAAGAACAAACUGCAAACUUGGUGUCUCAAAGAGACUGUGAACCGAAAUGCACAAGGCCUGGCCUGAAUCUGAGAGGUCAACGAAGCCUGCAGAACACUCGCGACAACACUUCCUCUACUAGGGGUUCGGAUUCUAUUAGAACGUAUGGAUCUCCUAUUGUGAUCAUGAAACCUGCAAAACUUGUCGAGAAAGGCAGUAUGCGUGCUUCAACCGUAAUUCCUAUUGAUGACAUUUCCAGUAUCCCCAAGAUUCGUAGUGGCAUAUCUGUAGAUAAUAAACGAGGUUCAAUAACUAGUCGAUCAGCUAGACAUCAUACUGCCCGAAACAGUCAAAGCACUUCCACUGUCAGCUCUUCUGAUAAGAGAGCUAAUAGUAGGAAUGUUGGAUCCAUACAGUCUUCAACGAAAUCUCCAAAAGAAAGCACGACAGCUUUAAUAAAGAGUUCAGGAGGAUCCAGAAGCCCACGACUGCAGCAAAAGAAGCUCGAGUUGGACAGGCAAUCUCGUCCGCCAACUCCACCAUCUGAUCCAAGCAAACCCCGAAGGCAGUCCAACCGGAAUUCGUCGGAAUCAAGCUCCCCAGGAGGUAAACGUAGACCAAAAUCUCACAAAUUGCAGCAAUGUGACGACCAGCUGAGUCAGGUUAGUUCCGAAUCAUGGACUUCGAGUCACCAAGGAGAUGAGAUCUCUCUGCAAUCAGACAACAAUAUUACCAUGGAGUCCAAGUUAGAUAUGGAAGUCACCAGUCAUGACCGAUUCAAGACCAAUAGUAGUCAAAUUCCAUCCAUGAAUGCUGCCAAACACUCGGCUUCUAGCAUAAUGCAGAAAGAAUCAACAUCAAGACUUUUUGACGAUGGAUCAGUGGCUGAACUUGCUAUGACUGCUCCGGAGCAUCCGAGCCCGGUUUCUGUUCUUGACACCUCGGUUUACAGAGAUGACGCUCCAUCACCAGUAAAGCAGAUACUGAACAUUCCAGAAGGUAUUGGUUCUGAGAAUUUCGAUGACAGCCACAGAGAUGAGCAAUGGAACUCUGCAGAUAACCGCUUGUCGAACAAUGCGGGGUCUGGUCUUGUCUCGGAUAUUAAUCGCGUGAAACUACAGAAGAUCGAGCAUUUGGUCCAAAAACUUAGAAGACUGAACUCCACUCAUGAUGAAGCCAGUACGGAUUACAUUGCAUCCCUUUGUGAUAAUACGAAUCCAGAUCACAGAUACAUUUCUGAGAUAUUAUUAGCCUCUGGCCUUCUACUGAGAGACCUUGGUUCUGGCUCGACAACGUUUCAGCUCCAUCCAUCAGGCCACCCGAUCAACCCGGAGUUAUUCUUCGUUUUGGAGCAAACCAAAGCAAGCUCUUUGCUUUCAAAAGAAGAUAGUAACUCCGGAAAGGUUUCGCUUUCAAAGCCAGACCACGAGAAAUUCCAUCGGAAGCUUAUAUUCGAUUUGGUUAAUGAGAUUCUUGUCGGAAAGUUGGCUCUAGUGGGAGCCUCUGCAGAGCCUUGGAUAAACUCCGGAAAGCUGGCGAGGAAGACCCUCAAUGCACAAAAGCUUCUUAAGGAACUCUGUACGGAGAUAGAACAGUUUCAAGCCAAGAGAUCAAACAGCAACACGGAGGUAGAGGAGGAUGGUCUGAAAAACAUAUUGUGGGAAGAUGUAAUGUGCCAGUCCGAGAGCUGGACGGAUUUCAACGGGGAGAUUUCCGGGAUGGUUCUCGACGUCGAACGGAUGGUGUUUAAGGAUUUAGUCAACGAGACCGUGAUCGGCGAAGGGGGUGUUUCACGAUCCGAUCAACAACGUAGGAGGCGUCAGCUGUUCUCCAAGUAAGCCGUUUGCAUAAAAAAAAAGGUCUUGUUAUUUCUUCCUCUGUUCUGAUUUAAUUCUUUUUUCUUGUUUGCAUGAAAGCUUAAUAAUUCAUGGAUAACAUUAAGAACUGCAGUCCCUUGUAACAUUUCUCAGACUAUGACACCAUACUUAUAU
Molecule: messenger RNA, 3462 nt
Organism: Hibiscus syriacus
Lineage: Eukaryota; Viridiplantae; Streptophyta; Magnoliopsida; Malvales; Malvaceae
Product: protein LONGIFOLIA 2-like
Exons: 5
Coding region: 16-3309 (1097 amino acids)
Biological process (GO): regulation of monopolar cell growth
Source: RefSeq, a predicted model, not a curated record